Molecule: messenger RNA, 407 nt
Organism: Ectocarpus siliculosus
Lineage: Eukaryota; Phaeophyceae; Ectocarpales; Ectocarpaceae
Source: the annotation of a GenBank genome assembly
UAAACUUGUUGUGUCUCGUACACAGCCGCGCUUUGAGAGGAAACCAGGCCCGUUGGCUUUGAACAGACGUGUGGGACAGGACGGCUUGGUUUUAUGUUUCCACAACGUGUAUGUCGAUUCCAAAUCGGUUAGGUUUGCUGUCCAAGCUCGUGACUCUCGUGAUCUGGAACAGCCAUUCAUCCAUUCAUUGUGUAUAUGUUUUCUUGCUGGUUGUCCUCGCUCUCGCGCAAACACAAGAGGUGUGGACGUGGGGUCUCGCCGAUGCGGCUCGUUUUUUUGUCCUGUUUGAGCCCCUCCGCGAAAGAGCUCGCUAGUGUCCCUCGGCCGCAGCGAGUUUUUCGAUAGAUGAUGAUGAUGCACUGCCACACGCAAGCUGGAGGCAGGAGGCGUUGUGGCCUAGGUUGUAC